CAGUUUUUCUCCCGACUGUUUUAGGGCGGUUCCGCAAGCAGCAGCGACUCCUGCGAUUCAAGCACACUCCUCUCGAACGCGUAUGAAAAUUCCGCCUCGCUCAGAAACACAAUAAACUCAUCUCAAAUGAAUUAAAUCAAGCCAAGCCGACCAUCAACAAAACACAGAUCCUUUGCCGAACAACUAAAGAACUUAAAAACAGUGUGGAAUAUGAAAGUCAAAACUUGCUGGAUAAUAUGAAAAUAUUAUGACAAAAAGUGUUGUUAUUGUUCGAGUGUGUGGCCUGCUUCCAUCCGUGUGCGUAUGUGUGUGUGAGUUUGGCUCCUUUGUGUGCCAGUGUGGUUGUAAAAUUCAAUAAAAUGCGAAGGAUUGCAAUUGCCAAAAUGGCAAAUUACAACAAAAUGCGCACAUACACAUGGAAAUUUGUCAGAAAUUUCGUCUGUGUGUGUGCGUAGUUUUGAUUUUCUCUGCGGGCUCUGUGGCUUACUCUCCUCUGUAUUGGUGUGUGUGUGGGCCUCUGUCUUUGUGUCUGUGUCUGUGUCUGUGUGUGGCUCUCCGAGUCCUGUGUGGCUGUGCGUCUGUGUGCGUCCGUUAGCGUAUCUGUGUGAAUGUCCUUCGCUGCUUACGUACGCAGACUGAGUGACUCGAUUGAGGCGGCUGCCUGAAUGGCUGGCAGGUCCUGUGCUCCUUUUUCCUUUGUGAAAUGAAUGCGUAUUCAAUGAGCAAUGAAAUCCGUGACACAUUCGCGCCUUCUCUCCGUCCGUCUGCCCUUCGUCCUUCGUCCUUCGUCCAUCCAUCCAUCUUGCCGUCUCUUUCGCCCUAGGACUCUCUGUGCAUUUUCCAUUUAAUUUAUUUUUUAUUACUCGACCCGCCUUUGUUCUUCGUCCGAUAUCCGUUUUAAAUAAAAGCGACAUUAACACCAUAACCUCUGACAUUUAUCUGUCUCUCGGUCUUAAAUGCUCACUCAGACAUGGCCGAAAUGCCAGAGAGAAACAGAAACUUGCCACAUGUGCGUCCUUUGUGCCCCGCUUUGCGUCCUUUGUGCUGCCUCGAACAUUCCUUCGGCCUAUUCGCCUGCGAAUUCCUGCAUACCCAUUGUGUUAAUUUCAGCUCGAAAGUUAACCCAUUAAUUGGCUGGCAAAGUGCUAAGAUUCCCCGGGCGUUCGCGUGAGUGAGCCGCAAUAAUAUCAAUAAAUUCCUUAACAAUAACUAUGCCACCAACUGCAGCACGGUGCCUCGUUCGCUCUAAACUAAACUAAACUAAACGAAACGAAACUAAUCCAAACUAAACCAAGCCAGAGACCAAACAAAAUAGAGAAAAACUUGUUGAAAUACUUGAUUGAUGUGUGUGCCCAAUUGGCUGCCGAAUUGAGCGAGCAAAAAACGAGAAGGAGUCUCCGCUGCCUGGCAAAAAGGCAUGCAUCGGGCUCUCCGGCCUCAGCUCAGCUGCUCAACUUGUCGACUUUCGGCCCAAACCGCUGACCAGGCCAGGACCAGAACCAGGAGCUCCCCGGAUCCCCGGAUCCAGGACGAAACAGAACAGAACGGGACACGGUCGGGCCAGUCCUCAGCCAUGGCUGCUGAAUAAUUAAUGCAGUUUCGCUCUUCGGUGCACGGCAAACGGCAAAACUAAUUUAUAGCAUUAAAAAUGCAUAUUUUCUAGCAGUGCGUCGCCGGUUUUUAUCAUUUGCCAGCAAAGGCGAAAGGCGAAAGGCAAAAGGCGCAUUCCACCAGCAGCUGUGCCAGAAAACGAGGAGAGGAAAGCGAGGCUAAGACGACACGUCGGUCGACAAUUGGACUUAACUGCGGAGGAUUUUGAGUCCGAGUCCGAAAGUUCUUUAGUCAUCAGCCGAAGGAGCGUAGGAUAAUUCACAUUUUUUCACGGCUCUGGCAACGAAAUGGCUUUUCUAUGUGCACCGCUGGCCAGAGUAAUGACAUGGCGACCAUUGGUGACAUAUCGAUGAUCUCACCGCCCACGUCUUCCAUCUCGAACGAUCAAGAUCCGUUUGGACAGCUGCCACCGCUACCACCGCCACUGCGUUCCACCCAAGUGCUCCAGCCGCUGAGCGUGUUUCCAGUGUCCAAUUUGAGCGAAGAUUCCUACGAUUAUGUUUUUGGUGGUCGACGUAAGACUCCGCCCACAACAACGUCAACACAACUCAAGCUGACCUCACCGCCUGUGCGCUUGCGACCCGAAGACGCCUAUCGUGGAGGUAACAUAAACAACGGAAGGUUCUAUCGCCACUCCUUCAGCUACGCCCCCAAGAGGCAACGUCACUCGAGUCGGGAUGAUCGAGACCGCGAGUCUAGGUUGAGAUGUCAUGGCGAGGACGAGGCCACACUGCGCCAAUUGCUGCUCGAUUUGCAAAAGCAAGUUAGCGUGAUGAGCAUGAAUCUGUCAGCGAAACUCGAUGAGCUGCAGCGCGGAGAUCGACACCUGGAGACGACGGUCGCCCUGUGCGAGAUCCGCACCCAGCUCCAGGAGCUGACCAAGUCCGUGGAGAGCUGCCAGAGCGAAGUGUCCGAGGUAAAGCGCGACAUGGUGGCGAUCAAACACGAACUGGACACCGUGCAGCAGGUGAAGGAGGAGAUCGAGGAGCUGCGCGAAUACGUCGAUCGACUGGAGGAGCACACGCACAGACGGAAGCUAAGACUUUUAGAACAAGGUCUCACCUUCUUCCUCACCUACUCGAUAUUCUCGGCGGUGCUGGGCAUGCUGCAGUUUGGCUACAACACCGGCGUGAUCAACGCGCCCGAGAAGAACAUCGAGAACUUCAUGAAGGACGUCUACAAGGACCGCUACGGCGAGGACAUCAGCGAGGAGUUCAUCCAGCAGCUCUACUCGGUGGCGGUAUCCAUAUUCGCCAUCGGCGGAAUGCUGGGCGGUUUCAGCGGCGGCUGGAUGGCCAACCGCUUUGGCAGAAAAGGCGGCCUACUGUUAAACAAUGUGCUCGGAAUUGCCGGCGCCUGUUUGAUGGGAUUUACCAAAGUUAGUCAUUCCUAUGAAAUGUUAUUCCUUGGCCGAUUUAUAAUUGGUGUUAAUUGCGGCCUCAACACGUCGCUGGUGCCCAUGUACAUCUCUGAGAUAGCGCCACUGAAUCUGCGCGGUGGCUUAGGUACUGUUAAUCAAUUGGCUGUGACUGUAGGUUUACUAUUAUCCCAAGUGCUGGGCAUCGAGCAGAUCCUGGGCACCAACGAGGGCUGGCCCAUCCUUCUGGGCCUGGCCAUUUGUCCGGCAAUCCUGCAACUCAUCCUGCUGCCCGUCUGCCCGGAAUCGCCCAGAUAUCUGCUCAUCACCAAGCAGUGGGAGGAGGAGGCGCGCAAGGCCCUGCGACGACUGCGAGCCUCUGGCUCCGUGGAGGAGGACAUCGAAGAGAUGCGGGCCGAGGAGCGGGCCCAGCAGUCCGAGAGCCACAUAUCGACCAUGGAGCUGAUAUGCUCGCCCACCCUGCGUCCUCCCCUAAUCAUCGGCAUUGUGAUGCAGCUGAGUCAGCAGUUCAGCGGCAUCAACGCCGUCUUCUACUACUCCACGUCGCUCUUCAUGAGCUCCGGAUUGACUGAGGAGAGCGCCAAGUUCGCCACGAUAGGCAUCGGUGCUAUAAUGGUUGUUAUGACCCUCGUGUCCAUUCCGCUGAUGGAUCGCACGGGUCGCCGGACCCUGCACCUCUACGGCCUGGGCGGAAUGUUCAUCUUCUCCAUCUUCAUCACCAUUUCGUUCCUGAUCAAGGAAAUGAUCGACUGGAUGUCCUACCUCUCGGUGGUGGCCACCCUCGGCUUCGUCGUCUUCUUUGCGGUGGGACCCGGCUCCAUUCCGUGGAUGAUCACCGCCGAGCUCUUCUCGCAGGGACCCCGGCCCAGUGCCAUGGCCAUCGCGGUGCUGGUCAACUGGAUGGCCAACUUUGUGGUCGGCAUCGGAUUCCCCAGCAUGAAGACUGCCCUGGAGAACUACACGUUCUUGCCGUUCAGCGUGUUCCUGGCCAUCUUCUGGAUAUUCACGUACAAGAAGGUGCCCGAGACGAAGAACAAGACCUUCGAGGAGAUCCUGGCCCUCUUCCGGCACAACAACGGCAGGAGUAUGCUAAACUGCACAAAUAGCUUGGAGCCACAAAGUAUGAAUUCUGGCAUCGAGCAUGCCGCCUUGAUGGUAUCUGAGGAGAAGACCCAACAUGACUCACCUGCAUCCGAGCGAUUUUUAGAAGGCGGCCGAAGUACACACCAGGGCCGGAGCGCUGCCUCUGCGCCCCAUCACCCUCGUCAGCCUCCACCUGUCUGCCCGAGCAGCGGGCCUUGACUGAGGAGCGCCUCGCCUCCUGACUCUGCCAGUGUUCGUUCCACGAGUCGCGCUGAGGAGCCGCACCACCAUCAGCAGCAGCAUCCGCAGCAGCAGCAGCAGCAGCAGGUGCACCACCAGAACCGCUAUCCCACACACGAAUACGUACACUGUAGCUAUGAGAAGGAAGUCGUUUGUGAUCAGGCCAAUCCCUCGCUCGCUGAACCACCAGUUGCACCACCAUCAUCGCAGCCAGCGGCCGUUCAGCAGCAGUCCACUUCGCACCACUGCCAGCAGCGCAAGCACAGCCACAGUCCGCACCACAGUCGCCACACAUCGCCGCAUCAGCAGCAGCAACCGCAGCACCACCAUCACUCGCACCACAGUCGCCACCACAGUAGGAGGAGGCGGCAGGGCAGCGGGAGUCUGCCGGGGGCCAACCAGGCCGCCUCCUUGCACUCGGCCAACCACUCGGUGGUGCGCUCCUCCAUCUGCACCAGUCGUCGCCACCGCUCCGUCACGGAUAUAUCCUCCACGAAUAUCUGCCACGAUCCCAGCUGCACCGAUAGGGAGGUGCAGGAGAUCCUGGUGCGGCGCACCUGCUGCAACAACACGGCCACCAACAGCUCCUCGCGCACCGAACUGGCCCAGUGCUUCGCCGAGGAGCUGUACGGCUCCUCCCGCCGGCCGAGCAGCUGCUGCACCAGCUCCGACUACUGCUACCAGACGGACUCCACCAGCUUGUACGGCUCCCGCUCCUCGCUGAGCCGCAACAACUCGAUCAAGUCCGCCUCCGCGCUGGUGAGGAAGCACCAUCGAAGCCAGAGGAGCCUGCUGCCCGAGCACCGCCAGCCCAGCUACACAUCCAUUUCGCUGAGGGGUCUCAACGCCAGUCGCCCCAACAGCCAGUUGGGUUCCCUCACAUCCAUUUUCGAUAGGGCCAAGAGCAUGAAUCCGGAGCAGGGAUCCACUCUGGAGCGGCAGAGCUCCAAGGGAGCGAUGAGCAGCACCGAGCUGCCGGAGUACGCCUGCUCCCCGUCUCCCAUUCGCUGGAGCUUCCUGGCCGACGGUCGGUCGCCCUCGGAAAUGGAGGGAGCCGUGGGCGGGGGAAAUCGGGAUGACGAGCGGGAGGAGGAGAAGCUGGAUGCCUGGCAGGUGAGCGAGCCGGAGCCGGAGAAGAAGCCCUGCAGGAAGAUCACCAGCAGCAGCGCCUCCGUCUACGACGAGGGACCCAGCACCUCGGCGGCGGCGGCCAGGAAGAGGCGUGGCAGCAGGGGGAGUCGGGGGAGCAAGGGCAGCGGGAGCUACCACUGCGAGUUCGAGGACGAGGCCACCACCACGGUGAUGUUCCACCAGGACGCCGGCGAGGCGUACAACAACUGCUGCAGCAACAACUACAACUACAUACAGUGCAACAGCUAUCUGGACCAGGACCUGCAGAUCACCAGCGAGGACAUCCAUCAGUAUCUGUCGAAGGGCGAUGCCACGGCCAGCGACAUCCUGAACAACUCCAAGAACUAUCCCUUCCAGCCGAGCAACGCCCUAGAGUUCCAGUACAAGAACAACUUCCAGCAGGGCCAGAAUGCGAGCAACAACAACAACACGAACACCACGAACACCGCUUCCAGCGAUGCCGCCGAGUGUUUCCAGAGCUACAGGGCCAACUCGAAGGAGACGAACCUCAACCAGAGCUCCACGGAGCAGCUCUCGCCCACGAACAUCAACCUGUCGACCAGUUCGAACAACAUAAACAUUGUGUUCAGCAGCAGUCUGGAGAGGAAUGCCAACGAGGUGAAGUUCAUCAACAACAGGAGUGGUGGUGGUGCCACCGGAGGCUCUGAGGUGGGUUGCGAGGGCCACCACACCGGCUACUUGCCGUACACCUACCCCAGCUACGAUUACACCAACAUGUCGGGCAACUCGCACUUCGACAAGCCACUCGGCAUAGACGAGCUGCCCAAGGAGUUCGCCGGCAUGGGAGGAUUGGAGGUGGGAGGUGGAGGUGCCUCCACCACCAGCGAGCACUCGUCGUCGCUGCCGUCGCCGCAACCGCUGACGCACCACCAGCAGCUGCACCACUUCGAGUCCUUCGACGCCGCCUCCGAGCACAACUUGCUCACCCACGCGAACAUGUCGCCGGGAUCGCCGCUCUCGGGUUCGGUGAAUCCCGCCGGGGAUGAUUUCGUGCAGAUGCACCACUACCAUCACGCAACCACCAAUGCACCGCACUCGCAAUCGCAAACGCACCCGCACCACAGCCACGCGCACACGCACACGCCGCACGGCCACGUGCACCACAUGCUGAGCCACCCGAAUGCCGCCGCGUCGCACCACGCCUACGAUCUCAACGAGGAGCAAUUCCGGUUGGGAUCGGCCCUCAAGCGAGUGCGCAAGCGGGCACGCAAGUACACCGACUUCCUGCGCAAGAAGUGAGCGGCCAGAGCGGACAGAGAUUCACUGCCUCCUCAUCCGCCUCCUGCAUCCCCCUUAUAGAUUCGCCCUAUUUCGGCCGCAAGUAUCUGGUGGUCUCGAAGCGCCGAUCGCAGAGCCUGGACGAGGAUUAACCAAGUGGCUAGUGGCGACUGGACGAGCAAUAUCCGAAGUCCGAAUAUCCGGAGCAGCGGCGAUGGACAGCCGAACGGGAACCAUGUUUACAUUUACUUACAAUUUUUACACUGCCAAACAAAUUAAGAGGAUUAAAGUUAAUUUUGUGCUAAGCCAAAACUCUGUUUAAAGCGAGGAUCACACAAGAACACGAUGAAAACACAAAAUGCACCAUGGGGAAUACAGAUUUCAAAGGGGUAACCAAUUAGAGAUGUUAAAGCAAGGUUAUAAGUAGUUCUGAAAAAUACUUCCUUCAAGAUUUAGAGGGUAUUUAUUUGAAAUGAUCCUCAGAUAUUUAAAGAACAUUUUUUUAGGAUUCCUUUAUAGCCAUCUUUUAGCAUCUGUAAUUAAGUUAACCCUGAAGAAACUUAACCCCCUAAUGCACAAAUCACACAUACGAAUCACACCAGCUGCAAACACAAGAGGAAGACGAACAACGACUAUUUUAAAUAAUGAAAAGAAUACUUAAGCUAACAGUGCGUAUACAUAAUAAAUACAAGCGAUAGGAGAGAAGGAGGAUAGGAGGUUAGGAGCGGAGAACAUUUGUAUAUUCAACUUAAACAUUAAGCGAAGGUUUUGAAUUUGCAUAUUUAAAUUGACUAAACCCAUAUACAUAGUUAAGAGCCAAGGCAAAUGGAAAUAAUAAUGCACACCUACUCAAGCCUAGACGAUAGACAACCAAUCUAACAUACCAGUUAAAGCUAGCUAUAAGGAUGCGACGGAUAGGAUCGGAGCAGAGCCACAAGAUUUAGAGUUUCAGCAACGCAACUGCAAACGCAACUGCAACUAAGUAAUAAUAUUAACCAUUAAUUAACAAGAACAAGACAAGACAGCAAGACAAGACGACAAGAAGAGCAACUGUAGUUUGGCACCUAAAGGCAACAAGUUUAAUGUUAAACGGAAAACAAAUAACGAAAAACGAAAAAGAGUUAAGAUUACACAGAAAAGUGAGAGUUUUGUUAGCAUUUAUUUGAUAUGCGCGUUUUUCAGGGACUGCUUGCGAUUUUUGUAUUAAAGCAAUAAGCCGUUUUGCUCAAGGAAUAAAUACGUUUCCGUUUCUCACGACCCCCAAAAAUCCUUUCGAUUAUCCCAGAUUCCAGAUUCGUUCCCAAUGUACUCGUAUUAUCCCCAACAACUGUCUUCCAAUUAUACUUUUUGUAGUCGUAUCUCUCUGUAGCCUCAGUUGCUUUCGAUAACUUGAAUAACUAAAUGUAAACUAAGCACUCGAACUUAAUUUAGUAGCCGUUGAAUCAGACGUACCUUGCGUGAGAACAAAACGAGAAAAUUGUAAAUAACUGCUGUUGAUUAAUUAAUAACCUAAUUUACGAGUAACUAACUGAAUGAACUUCAUUUCGUAGUCGUUAGCCGAGGCGAAUCAUUAUGAAUUAGUGAACCGAAAAUAAUAAAUAUAAAUGCACUGCCAAAAACAAAGGUUUUAAACAAAUGAACUACAAACAAACAAGAACAAAAUCGAAGUGGAGACUCCAAAACAAAAGACAAAAGACAAAGUUCGCAAAACCAAAUCGAAAAUGAAAACUGCUGUAAAUAUAAGAAUGAAUACAUAUAGAGAAAUCAUAGACAUUUUUUAAAGGCACAUUAAUUAACGAGGAGCAUGCAAUUUGCAGAUUUUUUACAUUAUUUUAAUGAACUAAGCAAAACAAUAAUGAGUUCAACGGAAUUACGAAACCGAAGCAAACAAAAUUGAAAAUGCCAAGCGGCCGCGCGAUUUUGUAACAAAAUCAAAAGAAAGAAUGUUAACAUUGCGUAAAGUUAAAUCAAGCAAAUCGUAUAGACAUACAAACAGACAACACGAAAUGUCAACCAAAAAAAAAAACAAAAAACAAAAUAAAAAACAAAACAAAAAACUGGAAAACGGCACCGGAAACGGAAAUAGAAACGGAAACGGAAACGACUACUUGGUUGUGAGUUCGAUCCGAUGGCCGGACUGGUCUUAAGUUGUGUGCACUAUUCGAACUGUAAAUAACAGUAACAGAUCUGAAGCCGUAACAAUUAGCCGUAAUGACACCCCCGAACACGGACCGAGUUAUAGACAUUAUCCAGUAAUAGGAAAUCGACUAUGGAAGUAACUAAAUCCGAGGCAAGCCCUUUUAAAGUUCACGUAGCGAAGAUACAAACUUACCAGUUACCCAGAAAAUCCCUUGGAAUCGAUGAUUUCGAGAUUUCGAGAUUUCGGGCCACGAUAAUCACACACCAAAAACCAAAGCCAGCAGCUGCAAGAAUUAGUGAGAUGCCGUUUGAAAUAUAUAGCUGAAUUAACACAAUUAACAAUGACAUUAUACCCUAGCGACUUUUUUUUACCUGUUUGUACUUUAGUUGGUGGUUCGGAUAUGUUAUAGCAUUUGCAUAGCCACAUAUAGUUGUGUACAUAACUAGUUAAAAUUGUGCAUACAGAACGGUUAUCUUAAGUAUAUAAAUACACGCAAAGGUGAAUAUUAGAGAGAGACCCCAGAAACACUCAAAACCCCCUACAGACUUGACACAUAUUCGAAUCCAGAGACACGGAACACUGACGCGGCCCCAAUGCGAUUGAGGGGCUGGAGAGGACAAUGCGCGGAAAGUAAUGCGAAUUAAUAAUUAUAUUAUUAAUAUACAACAAUAAACUUGAACCUAGGUAUAUGAUUCUGAAUUUAAAUAAUUUUUAGUAAAGCAGAACAAAGAAACCCAAACCGAAAGCAAAAACGGAAACUCUAAACACUUGAAUGAAAUUAAAAGACAACUUAUUAAAAAUACAAAUAAAAAUUGAUGAAUUAAGUAAAGUAAAUUGCUCAAUUUAGCAGAGAGUAUAAAUAAAGAAUUAUACGUU
Drosophila ficusphila is the source of this 9698-nucleotide messenger RNA. It is a transcript of the gene Glut1, whose product is annotated as glucose transporter type 1. Gene Ontology annotation, molecular function: hexose transmembrane transporter activity. Gene Ontology annotation, biological process: monosaccharide transmembrane transport. The record is from RefSeq and is a predicted model, not a curated record. The transcript is spliced from 17 exons. Lineage: Eukaryota; Metazoa; Arthropoda; Insecta; Diptera; Drosophilidae. Gene Ontology annotation, cellular component: membrane.